AUGUCCGACAAAGUGAAACACUCGCUUCAACAUGAUGAGGAAGCCGUUCCUACAGAGAAGGGGAUGAGCAACCGAGUGGCUGCCGCGCAGCAAAUGAGCGCAGAAGAGUUUGCCGCCGCCGAGAAAAGCUUGAAGCGUAAGCUCGACGCCCGCCUCUUGCUCUCUGUGUGGAUUAUGUUCGUGAUGAACUACCUUGACCGGAACAAUAUCGCUGCGGCCAAAGUAGCUGGUAUUGCCAAGUCAUUGAACAUGACAAGCGAGCAAUAUGCUACGGCAGUGGCUAUUCUAUUCGCCGGUUACGUGCUUAUGCAACUCCCUUCGAACAUCUUUCUAGCCCAGAUGCGUCCAUCUUGGUACCUUCCAGGUGUUAUGACCAUCUGGGGUAUGCUUUCGGCCCUAGUUGGUGUGACCCACAACGCCGGUGGAUUAUAUGCCCUCCGUUUUCUUCUAGGCUUUGUGGAAGCUGCAUUCUAUCCCGGCGCGUUGUUCUUAAUAUCAUCAUGGUACCGUCGUGAUGAGAUGGGUGUACGCAGUGCAUUUCUGUUCUCCGGAUCUCAGCUAGGAAGUGCCUUUUCUGGUCUCAUCGCAGCCGGCAUCGAGAGCGGCAUGAACGGAGUACGUGGCCUCGAGUCAUGGCGCUGGAUCUUCAUCAUAGAAGGCUCAGCUACUGUGUUUAUUGCCAUUUGUGCGGCGUUCAUUCUCCCUGACUGGCCUAGUAAUACUCGGUGGCUUAGUCCGACCGAGCGCGCAGUUGCUGAGUGGCGUCUUAUUGCAGAUGCUGGCCAGGUAGAUGAAGAUGAUGGACGCUGGAGCUAUGGGUUUAAGCGUGCCUUGGCUGACUGGCGGUUAUACGUAUUUGCACUGACCUUCCUGUGUAUACAAGUGUCGAGCGCCACGUCCAACUUCUUCCCGUCCGUCGUUCAGACGUUAGGUUUUAACCGCGUCAAUACGCUUCUACUGACCGUCCCGCCCUAUAUCGUGGCGCUGCUAAUUUCGAUAGGAAACAACUGGUCGGCUGACCGACUUCAAAACUCUUCCUUUCAUAUCAUCUGGCCACUUGCCCUAGCCAUCGUUGGAUUCGUCAUCGCUGCUGCAUCAUUAAACACCGGUGCAAGAUACUUUGCGAUGAUUGCCAUGGUGGCAGGAGGCCACGGGUCAAACGCCGUACUUCUUGCAUGGGUUCAAAAGACAAUGCUUCGGCCGCGUAUAAAACGUGCAUCGGCUGUAGCUUUCGUGAAUGCAGUCGGCAAUCUUUCUCAAAUCUUCUCUUCCUACCUAUACCCUGAUGAUUCGGCACCGCGAUAUGUCCUCGCUAUGUCGGUAAACGCUGCAUUCAGCUUGGCAGUCAUUAUCCUUACAUUGUUUAUGCGAACAGUUCUGCUUCGUGCAAACAAACGUCUCGCUCGUGGAGAAACAACAGUGGAACAAGAAAUGAAGGGUGGAAGUCAAGCUAUGGUGCCGGGGGUUACUGAGGAGGAGCGUGCUAUCCGUCGCGAAGACUUCCGCUUCAUUGCAUAG
This is a messenger RNA of Aspergillus oryzae RIB40, 1518 nucleotides long. RefSeq lists its product as uncharacterized. Gene Ontology annotation, molecular function: transmembrane transporter activity. Gene Ontology annotation, cellular component: membrane. Gene Ontology annotation, biological process: transmembrane transport. The coding region runs from base 1 to 1518 and encodes 505 amino acids. NCBI's taxonomy places the organism in Eukaryota, Fungi, Ascomycota, Eurotiomycetes, Eurotiales, Aspergillaceae. The record is from RefSeq and is a predicted model, not a curated record. The transcript has 4 exons.